CAGCGAGGCAUGAGAAUUAUAAAUGGAAAAGCAUUGAAGACGACUGGCUGCCAAGAGCCAGAGGAACGAGGAGAAGCCGGCGAUCGAGCGGAGCAGGAGGGCCUCCGAGAAGGCGGAGGGCCCGCGGUGGAAGUGCCAGCCGUUUUGUGUACUAAUUGUUGCUAUUGUGUUGACCACCACUGUACUGUAGUGCCGUGUACUUGUGCGCCUGCGCAACAGACGCGCGAACGAGAGAAGCCAUGCUCGGCUGGAGCGGGAGCAAGUGAGACGGCCAACUGUGCGAGUGGAAUCGAGUUCAUCAACUGGCAGUGGAAACAGCAGAUGUUUUCCAAUGUUUGGCGGCUGUUGCUGCUCUUGGCUCUUAUUCAUUCUUCCUCCUCUGCCCUGCCCCCUGCCCAAAAAAAAGAGCUCCUUUGUGCUCAGGGCAAGGCUGCCAUGCAUCCAGCAGAUUCGGACUAA
Molecule: messenger RNA, 459 nt
Organism: Drosophila biarmipes
Lineage: Eukaryota; Metazoa; Arthropoda; Insecta; Diptera; Drosophilidae
Exons: 3
Coding region: 10-459 (149 amino acids)
Source: RefSeq, a predicted model, not a curated record